Molecule: messenger RNA, 10459 nt
Organism: Paramuricea clavata
Lineage: Eukaryota; Metazoa; Cnidaria; Anthozoa; Malacalcyonacea; Plexauridae
Source: the annotation of a GenBank genome assembly
GGUUUGUUACAGUGUUGUGGAUCGUAUCUUGGAAGGAAGUGAUCUGUGUGGUUAUCUCACUCAGGCUGUUGAUGUAAUCCUCUGCCUUGAUAUAUCAGUGUUGCAGGUCAGUAUGGUUUUAAUAUGCCCAUAAAAUAACACACUCCUUCAAGGCUUUACGUCACUUUAUUUAUACCCGGAAAAUGUAAAGCAUUCAGAUAAUCGAUGAACGGAUAGGAAAAACCAUAGAUAUCUUAUAUACACUAGAUAGUGCAUCUAAUUAUUCUGCAAUUCAAAAAGAGAAGAUUCGUAUGUUUUGUAUUUCUUAAACAGGGAACUUAUACAUCAAGUUAACCCUACUCCAAAUACGUUUUUAAACUAUUUAAAUGAUGAAAGUUAUUGUUGUUUUUAAGCGUUUAUUAGCAAGUGGGAACGACCAACAUGGCCGCCAUCUAUUCAAAUGGGGAUAACCGCUGGAAUAUUCUUGGCUUCAAUUUUACUAAGAGAUGCGCUAUCUAGUGUAUAUAAGAUAUCUAUGGGAAAAACUCUGUAUAGGAAACUCAUUAUCACGCAUCAUGUUUUCAGCGUGCUGCAUGAUGGCGUCUCAAUCGUGUGGAAAAUUAUGACAUCACUAGAUCCAAAAUAAUUACACGUUUAGCAAUAAUACAGAUGAGCAUUUUACUGAUUUUCGUCAUUUCAGGGAGCAUAUCAAGCAUUAAAUAAAAAACCUGAAAACAAAGACAAACAACAUUCACUGAACAUCGAAUACUUUGUUGUGGCACAUCUAGGUUCAAAAGUGAAUGAAACCAUUUUGAAUGUCAAUAUAGCUACUUGAAAGCGAAAAAUAUGGGAAAAUAGAAGAGAAACACAGUAAAAUAUAAUAAACACAGUACUAUUAUUCGUUUUACUGUACUGUAUUCGCGACAUCAUGAAUUUCAAAUAGGUCAUGUCCGCUGACGUCAGCUGUCCUCUACAGUCAUUAUUUAAACUACCCAUGGUACCGCAAACACGACGCCAGAAGCAUGUUAUAUAUCGCUAAGGCAGCCAACACGACAAAAGACACCUGUGUAUGACUCUUCGCCAGCAAGCCGGGUCUGGGAAAGUUACCUCAAGUACACUUUACGGAGAUUAUUUCAGCCUAAUGUACAGUACAAAGAACAUCUUUUGACCGAAUGUCAUACUCUUGCUGCAUAUUAUGUACUGCAAUUUUAAAUUUUGUGAAUCAAAAAUAGGAGAGGGCCGCCCAGAUUAAGCCCUUGUUGAACACCACAUGUAAUAUAAUCUAAUUCCCAAUGAGGAUCUGGUGGUCAACCCCGUUAAUAAGGUCAGAGUUGAUGUUAACUAACCAUGAGUUGAUUGUAUAAAGUAAAAGGUUGAACUCGAAUAUCUUCCCUAAAUUCAGAUUAAAAUGUAGUAACAAUAUGGUUUUCUCUCAGCAAUUAGGUGACCACAGACCAAUUUCUCAAAUAUUUUUGCAGUGACCGGUGAAACCGUUAUUGGACAAUGCUGUAAUUUCCACACUCUUGUUUAUCCCCAGUUUGAAUCACAGAUCCAUCUCCGCACCAAGCAGUCCAAGAAUGAUAACAGAUACAGCAGGGACAUUAAACGAUUCAGCACUUGCCCUAUGCCACCUGAGUGGAAGGGCCUGAGUGAAAGUAUUUUAAAGCUCUUCUGCUUACCAAUAAGUCAACUUCGCUGAAGUGUAUGUCCACACUAUCAAACUGUACUGGAUUGACACAAUCUGCCAAUGUUGUUGUUGUUGUUGUUGUUGUUGUUGUUGUUGUUGUUGUUGUUGUUGUUGUUGUUGUUGUUGUUGUUGUUGUUGUUGUUGUUGUUGUUGUGCCAAUUUUUGCCAGCAGAGUUAAGACUAUGAACGAUAAAGGAAAGCUGUGUAUCGUAUCAUUUGAUGAAAUUUCUGUGAAGUCACAUCUGUUCUAUCAAUGGAAUACAGAUGAGUUAAUUGGGCUGGUGACGGGACCAAAACUAAUUGCAUGGCAACAUCUGCAAUCAUUUUUAUGGCCCGUGGUGUGAUAGAAAACUGGAAACAACUUCUGGCAUAUUAUCUCGUAAACGAAUCAUGUAUCAGUCAAAACGUUAAAGAGAAGUUGGUGGAGAUUAUAGAUCAAGUGGAGAGUAUACGAGUGCAGCUUGUAGCUGUUGUUUCGGAUGUUGGGUUUAACAUGCCUAUGACACUUGAUAAUCCGUAGAUUCUGCUGCAACGCACAUCAUUGGUGGAGUGAUGAACAAUCUAAUUAACUGUGGUUUAUCAUUUUGAUGGGAAAGUUGCAUCCUGGAGAAACACUGAAGAUCUAUAUACAUGGGAUUGACUAAAAAACACCAUUCUAUGUUGUCCAAAAUUGAUUGACCAAUAAUCAUAUACCCAAAUGGCUUCCAAAAGAUGAAGGUUAAAUUUGGUACCCAGGUUUUGAACCAUUCAGUUUCAGCAGCCAUGUUGAUAGCAGUGGACGGUGGUCCCCUUCCUUGAUCUGCAGUAGGGACAACGGACUUCCUUGAUCUGCAGUAGGGACAACGGAACUAAUAUCAACAGCUCAUCUUUUAAAAGUCAAAAGACUUACAAUCAACCAAUCAAAUCACAGUCUCCGCACUGCAAAUUUAUGCGAUAUGUGUUCCUUUGAUAAGAAGAUUGAAGAAAAUAAUCCAGCAACUGGCAAAGAUGUUACCUCCACAAUGAAGUGCUCGAAGGCUUUGCAGACCACCUUAAAUGGAACAGUCUUGGUGUGGAAGUCAAUACAGAGUACAACAAAGUUUUUUAUGCACGAGACGCUUUAACGAAGAUCUAUUAGAGAACAUGUUGGUUGUGUCAGACAAGGAGGUGGUAAUAGUGAUAUUACAGCGUUUAGGAAGCUCUUGUGUGAUAACUACUUGUCACCAUCAGUUGUUCAGCUGAUCUUGAUGCUAUACUUGUUUGGUAAAAGGCCACAACGGAGAAAAAAAAACACCAAAAAAAAGUUGGGUUCCAAAAAAACACAUUUGUAAUUCACGAAUAAAUGUUUAUUUAUGGCCAAAAUAUGUAAAAUGUUUUUAGCACUCAGACAUUUUUUAUACAUAAUAAGAAGAUAUAAGGUAAAUAUCCUGUUUAAUAAUUCUAGUAAUGCCAUUUUUUACCUUUUUUCCAUUUCACGAAAUGUAUUGGUGUGUAUUGUAAAUAACUGACAAUGAUGAACUUGACAAUAUUGAUUUCAUAGAAUUUAACUGAACCUAUCAAUAUAAAUAUCCCCACUCUUUGCUCACUCGCUGACCGCUUUGAUACAACUGUAUGCACAUUACUCGUCUCGGGUGUUUCUACACCGACCGCUUUGAUACAACUGUAUGGAGAUUAUGUAUGGAUAUGUUUGUAUUGAUAUAUUAAAUAGAUACUAAUCGGGCUCCCUGUGAUUGGGCUUCGACCAAUCCCCACAUGCACGAAAACGAGGCUCUAUAGCCAAGACGACGUACUUUCCGGAAGUGUGUGUAUUACGGUCGAAUUUCCACAGACAAAAGCCUCGACUUGGUGUUAUUGUUCUUCACCGUAAAAUGGUCUAUUAUAGAACUUAUAUACUUAACCUAAUUUCAGCAUUUUCUACCACAUCAAACGUUUCGAAAUGGUAUAUUACUAUAACAUCAGCAGGCCUUAAAAUAUCUUUUACAGGGUCGUCUGACAAAAUGUCCGAUGACUUUGAGUUUGGGUUGGACAUAUGUCCGAUGACCUUCAGUUCAGUUUGGGUCGGAAAUAAGUCUGAAUGACGCAAAUUAAUAUCAGCAUAAUGUAUUCAUUCUGAACUAAAUGUUGUGAAGAUAUUAAAUAAUUUGUGUCAUUCAUACUUAUUUCCAAGCCAAAAUUAACUUGCUUGCCAAUGAUAGCAGUACAACUUCGAUAACUUAAGCCCGUUUUCCACCUCACCAUUUCACUCGCCGCCCCGCAACAUUUUCGGUUCAUUUUUAUACAAACUCUGGUUCUGGACUAGGGUACAUUUUGAUUUACGUGCGUGAAGAAAGCGUCAGACAAAGCUACAGUUCGGUCGGACACCAAUACACUCAGGUCGGACAAACAAUAAACCUCAGUUUCACUUAGGUCGGACAGAAUGUCCGGUGGUUUCCUCUCUACGUCGGACAAUUUGAUGAAUGGGUCGGACAAUGUCCGUGACCGACCGAUAUUUUAAGGCCUGGACAUGAUUGGCGAUCUCGUACACGCAGUCAUCCUAAAGAUCGAAUCCAAAGCUUUCUCUGGAACCUUGAAGACUUGUAGCGUUAAUAUAAUGUACCACAUGUGAUGACGCGCUGGUUGUUUUAUAGGAAUACCUUGAUGCCUUUGUUGAAGCUGUGAACAGUGAGUUUGGAUGUCUGCUAGUGAUGGGGAAAAUUGCUGUUGCUUCAGAAAGAUGGUAUGUGUAGUACUUUAUGUCUUCUUGUUUUAGAUAUCUCCAGAAGCAAUGUAAGGUAGUUUUGUUUUCACCAUGGUAUCGCAUUAACAUGGAUUUCUUUUGUUGAAGCCGGUUCGAUUUGCAAAGUGUAGUAUUGUCUGGUUUGUUUUUAAUGCCUUUAGGUGAAUAAUACAUAGUUUAUGCGUCAACUAUUAAGACGGGUGGAACGUUUGACGGGUGGAACAUUAAGAUAAGUUAAGAGAAGUGCAUGAAAUUUUAUUUUAUUUUAUUUUAUUUUAUUUUAUGAAAAGUGCAUGAAAUUUACCCUUAAGAGCAACAACGUGGGUUGUAGUGUGUAUUUUAUUUACAAGAUAGAUUCAAGUUUGGAAAAGUAGUAAGUAUACAGACUAAUUGUACAUUCAACGAUAUGAACAGGAAGAUUCUGUCAAAAGUAACUAAUCCGGUUAGAAAAUCAGUUGUUGCAGAAAUGUAGAGAAUUUUUUUUUGUUUGUUUGUACUAGUGUGAGCAUAGACAAUCCUGAAGACAAUUGUCUUCUGGAUUGUCGUCUGGUGUGAGAAACUGAAUUUAUCAAGAUCGCAUUGUAAAUAUUUGAGAAAGAAAAAAGGUUCUUUACUUCCAACCAAUAAUAUUGGAAACAAUUUUAUGGAGUUUCCUGGAACGUUCAGGAUUAAGAUACUGAUAGAUCAAGUCUUGAAGAACGAAUGUAGUUGCUUGUCUCUCAAUAAGCUCCAGGAAAACAAGAUUGUGUCAAGGAGCCUUGCCGAAGCCUAUAUCUCUCAAUUAUAGGACGUAUAUACCAACCUCCGGGGACGAAUUUUCUCUCUGUAUUUCGUUUCACAAGAUUGAUGAAUUGACUUGUUAGAUCGGGUUGGACUAUUUGCAAGUAAUAUAUGUUUUUGUGAUUAAAAGAGAAUGAUUUUUAUUGCUCUCUCUUCUAGGUGGGAACUAAGCAGUACAGAGUUGGUUUUACUAUCGCUUGUGAUACAUUCUCAACCCGAGUGUUCGUCCAGAGAUAUUCCAAUUUUCCUGCCACAAGGCAGCCCAAAAGUAAGCACGAUGUUUAUAAAUCAUCUAUAUUACUUUGUGUGCAGUGAAGAGUAGAACGAAGUUGAUUUUAACCCGUGCAAAUAGUGGUGUUUUUAUUUUAGUUCAACCAGAGGUUUUAAACAGGAUGUUUUGUAAUAAUUAUACAGAUGAUCCACAUACAGUAUGCCCAUGCAUGGGAGCUUUCCAAAGUUGUGCUUACGACAAAACAAUUACAUAGUUUUAAUAUGUAGAUUUAUAUAGAUAAUUUAGAUUCUUGCAAUCCUAGUUCUUAUAAGCUUGAAACCUUAUUUAUCCAAGUGUGUUCAAACACCGCAAACCUAUUACAGUAAUUUUAAGCUGCUUUUUCUAUAAUAUGAUAUGAUGUUCUAUACAUAUAUUUUCUGGGGUUUUUCUUAUACACUUAUUUACAGUUUCUUCGUCAAUUCCCAACUGGGCAAUUCCAGGCAAUUACUGGAAAUUGUGUAAAUCAGGGCUGUCGCGAAGAGGCUAAACCAGGGGGGGGGGGGGUAUAGUAUCGCAUUCGCCGACAACAUUUCAGCCGCUAAUUAAUAUUGCUAACUAAUCAAUGUCGCUCAAAUAUUGUAGUUCCUUUCCUUCCUAUCCAAUUCAGGUUUUGCCGACAACCAAAACAAUUUCCCGACAGAUACGUCAUUUUUGCCGAUAAGAUGUUUUCAGGGGGUGUCACACCCCCACACCCCUAGCAACCGCCCUGAUUGUGUUUGGUUAAUUGACAUUCACUUUGUUUACGUUUUCGCGUGAAUCGCCAUUUUCCUGUACUAUGUAUAAUUCAAAGCGUUUAUGUUGCAUUCGGAAAAUGGUAGUAUACGAUGAUGUAUUUAAUAAGUCUAUGACAUUUUCUAAUUACAUGGUUGUAUUUUCUAAAUUUAGGUUGCUCAUAGGCUUGUCACUUUUCAGGUGAGCUUACGUAUAUUGACUAUCAACAUUUGGUUUCAGCUCGCUUCUUUUGAAAAUAAAGGACGUUUAUGAGUCAAAUAGAACAAAUACACUUCAUCGUGCAUGUUCUUGUUGAAGUUGUAUAGGACUACUUACUAGAAAAAAACCGCGCUUUGAGUUGGACACGCCAACCGCAUUUAAGGAAGGGAAAUCAGGGCAUGGUACUCGCGUUAAGGAUAACUUGUGCGUUCUCCCUGAUUAUAAUAAUUUCCGUUAGAUUCUUGAAGGUGUGGAGGUUUGUGUGAUAUGUGGUCCAAAUCCAAGUUUACAAGAAAUUGAACAGAAGGUAAUUCAAAAUUAUACAAUUAAUUACAUAUCCCUAAUUGUCUAUCUCUCUUAUGAUUACCUGCACUUAAAUUAUUGAGUAUUUCACACAGUUAUCUUUAAAGAAGUUAAUAAUACACGUGAAAACAUUUCAAACAGUACACUUACUGCAGUGCAAUUAACAACAAAAGAGUGUAUAGAGUCCGGAAAAGGGACAAGAAAAAUUAACAUGAUAACAAAGGACAGAUAUUGGCAAUGUAAACUGUCACUUUCUGAACGGCACUUUCUGAACGGAUUUUUGACUGAAAAAUAAGUACAAUGUUUGUAAAUUGAAGUAAAAUGGUUUACUGACAAGCGAUAAAAACAAGUGUAAGAAAUAGAAAAGCAAUCGCGUGCUCUUAUGGUGUUAUGAUGCAGGAGGGGAACGUUGGGAGAUUACGAGCAACACGUGUAUCGUAUCUUUUUCAAAUUACACUCGAAGCCAUCGUGUUACCUGUAUGUAAAGCAAAUGUACUUCGAGUAACGCAGAAUAACUUGAAAUAUUUUUCAACUCAUCAGGCAAUGAGUAUGAAAGCCAAGCUCCAAUAUAACGAGAAAUGAACUACAUAACUAAAAAUUGACAUAUAGAUCUAGAUAGUCAUAACAAAUGGUUCUCUGUUAUUUUAGCUUGUAUUCAAUUACUGGAAUCCUGCAAUGGACACGGUAAAACAAUGCUUGCGCUCUCAUCCCAGAAAUUUGACACCCAAUAUGUCAUUGGAUAAUGGAAUACUAGGGUAUGACAACAAAAACGUGUCUAUUACGCGAAGCUGGUAUGAAAUAGAGAAUAAUUAUGGCUAAACGUAACGCUGGCAUUUUAAUUGAGGCACUGUAAAUUGGAAGCACCGUUCUCAAUGUGACGAAAUUAUAAUGAUUCACGCAUAUUGACGACAUGGAACGCCGAUCCUAUAGAGAUGAAGAUGGACGCACUAAAUUACUACACUGCCACCAACAUUCUGUAAUCUGUUGUUCUGGAUCUGGACAAAUAAUAUUUGAAACGAAACCCUUAUCGUAGAUUCUUCAUUAUACCCUCUGGAGGAAGCCUAUUCUUUUCAGGGACGUUUUAAGAGGGGGUUAUGUCAUUCAACUGAACCUCAGAAGUAGGAAACGUGGAAUCGUGAACUUCUAGGACAAUUAAUAAGCCUAAAGUUGAACAGUAUAUCUGUUUGUUUCUUGUGAAGGAAGGCGGGAUUAAUAGGGAGGGCGCGUGGGCGUUACGGGGAGGGGCUUAUUGCAUGUGAAUUUGACGAAAGACUGGAAAAGACUGUUAAAAGCAGAAAAUUAAGAAAGAGACCCAAAGUCAAGUGAGGUUGACCAAUUUAGAUAAAUACGGUAAGAAUAGUGAUUGGAGGUUUUAGGCGGACGCUUCGUUCCCUAAAUACAAUGUAUUUUAUAGCAAAUCUUGCAUUUUUUAAAGUUUGCUGUUUGUUCUGAAUUUAUUCCAAUGUGAUAAAACUCUGUAUUAGGUACUAAUUUUGAGAUAAAUGUCGAAAGGUUUUUACACUCCGUCCCAGUCUCCUUGUCAACUUCAGAAUGGCUAUUGAAAAGAUUUGGGAUAAUCUAUUUAUUCAAUAUACAUAUUUAGUGUGAUUGUUUUAAACUAAAUAGAAAUGUUGUGCUUAUUUGUUAUUAGUUUUAUUUUGGUUAAUACCGAAGAACGAAAGUGUCUAUGCAGUGUCUUUCCUGGUGGUGUGCAUUCUAUUAAUAAUCAAGCUAACCAAGGUGCACAUGUAUUCAAUUAUUAUUAAGUUAUAGCUAGAUUAAGUCAAAUUCCUCACGGGCAAUGCGUAUACCUUAGAAUCAGCCAAGAUUGUGCCUCAUCAUGCAGACAUAGGAACGUUAUAUACAAUUAAGAAACAUUUAUCGAACACAACAAAUAUUGCCUCCGCCAGGAGAUUUGUCUGUUCGUGGUAUUGCUUGUCUGUCCAUCUGAAGAAUACCUAUCAUACAGUUUAUAUAAUGCGAGUCUUUGUGGUGCUGAUGGCCAUUAGCCAAGGACCAAUCAAUUAGAUUUUGGGUUAAUUUGAAUGGACAUUGGAUGAGAAGUUUAGGAAUGCAUGUUCUCCUAUCCUGUAAUUACUGCAUUUAUAAUUUAUCCCAUGAAUGAAUACUUGACUUAUUAGUGGCAGAGGUGUUUAGUUUCUAAGUGUCCUCUAAGUAAACUUAUGUACUUUUCUGUCUCAUCGUUUAGGUCUAACCAGAUCUCGUCGAAAAUCCCUCUUAACAUCGUUCUAUAAAUCAGUAGUUGGAUUAUUGUUCCCCUCCCCGAAUCCGGCUGAGGAGUUGCUAGAUGAUGCUGGCUUGGAUAUUACCCAUGAUGCAAUGGAAACCUAUCAAUGUGCCACUGACCAUAAAGCGUAUGCACUCAGAAAUGAAACACAUCAACUUUUCUUGCUCUUUGCAAGCAAUGUGCCCACAUAUGCACUGAGGUGAGGACUAAGUGUUAAAUAAGCCAUUAAUACCAAGUUAAUAGAAUAGAAAGAAAACAGAACACAGACGUCCAACAUUUUCCGUGUAAAUUAUAGUGUUUCCAACCAAAAUCCUAAAUUUGUGGGACACAUUGUUCGGACAAAAAAAUAGUAUAAACAAUUUGCGUAGACAACUGUAAAGUUGUUGUAUUGAAGCGAUUCACUCUAUAGUUUCUACAAUGAAACCGAAUAAAUGUCAGACCAAAUAUAUACAUUUUCCCAGACAAUUUUAUUUAUUUUUAAACGUUAUUUCAGGCUCUGUACUGUUGACUAGUUGUGCGAAAAUAUGAUUGUUGGUAUGUGGAGUAUUUAGGUCAUUCUGAGAAGACAUUUAUCUUUGUAGUAUAACCUUUAUCCUGCAGUCAAUUGUUUCACUGUCAAAGUUUCCGGAUUUGAUGUCAUUAUAUGAAUUUGCAAAUUAAUUUUCCUUUGUUUUUGCCUAAAAAAAUGUAGCGAGUGAAAAAGUUGAUCAAGGUGAAGUGUUUACUAUAAAGAUAUAUUACAUUUCUUCAUAGAAUCACCCAUUCAAAAUAUAUUCAUACCGAAAAUCAUCAAAUUCAAAAGAUCAAUUCUUCAAGCUGUGAUUGUUUUUUUUUUUAGAAUGUUGACAGAAGAAACAUUAAAUCUUCUUACGAAGGACCAUCUAAUCUAGGAUAUCAGCAGAACGGACAUUUAUUAUAGCUAAUCGUUCUGCAACCAGGUUGCGGUUUUGGAGUGAACAUAAACAAACGGUGUCAUCACAAUGGAAUCAUUAGUGGAUCAACGCCGCAAUGAGAAUUACCCUGAGCGAUAUGGUAAAACCCCCAGUCAAAAGAAGGACCCGCAAAAUUCGAAAUAGAUGAGCAGCUUGGGAAUAAAGGACACAAUAACAGUUGUUUCAUUCAUUUUUUUGUAACUUCUGACUGUAUCAGCUGAAAUCAAUAACAUGAAACGUUACGUUGAAUUUAAUGAUAAAGCGUCGCGGAAUAUUGAAUCGUGGUGCAUGUUUAUAUAUAUAUAAUAUAAAUAUUGAAGUCACAUACGAUAUUUACAUUCAUAAUUUAAAUUUUAGAUUUUGGAAAGGUAAAAACGAAUAUUUUACACAUAUUAUACGUACAAACUAUUUACAACCCAAAUGACGUACGAUUCAUAUCAUUGUCGAUGUCAAGAGAUCCAGCAUACGAUAACAAAUAACAUAUAUUUGACCUCUAAUAUUUGAUAUCUAAUAUUUGAUAUUACAAUUAUAUAAAUUUUUCUAAUAAGGGAGAAGGACUUAACGUUUCUUUGAUGGAAGUGACUUUGACUUUGCUUGUGUUCUUGCCCUCGCUUGAGACCUUUCUGCUUUUAAC